Molecule: messenger RNA, 1116 nt
Organism: Elaeis guineensis (African oil palm)
Lineage: Eukaryota; Viridiplantae; Streptophyta; Magnoliopsida; Arecales; Arecaceae
Product: (DL)-glycerol-3-phosphatase 2
Biological process (GO): glycerol biosynthetic process
Molecular function (GO): sn-glycerol 3-phosphatase activity
Source: RefSeq, a predicted model, not a curated record
CCUCAUCGAACAAGCUGACCGCAAACGAGAUCAAUGGAGAUCCCGUGUAGCUCACGCAAGCGCCGAGUAUUUGUACUAGCGGGGGGAGGGAGAGAGGAGCUCAAUACGGUCCGCUAGAUCUGGGAGCAAUGGCGCCGCCGCCCACCUCGGAGGAGAAGACCUCUCCAACCAAAGGCCCCAUCACGCACGUUAUCUUCGACAUGGAUGGCCUACUUCUCGAUACGGAGCCGUUCUACACGGUGGUGCAGGAGCGGAUCCUGGCGAGGUUCGGGAAGACGUUCGACUGGUCGCUGAAGGCGAAGAUGAUGGGGAAGAAGGCCAUCGAGUCGGCCCAUAUCUUCGUGGAGUCGUCCGGCCUCACCGGUCUCCUCACCCCCGAGGGCUUCCUUGAAGAGAGGGAGGGCAUGCUGGAGGAGCUCUUCCCCACUUGUCACCCAAUGCCCGGAGUAAAACGUUUGGUCAGUCAUCUUCAUGCAAAUGGGAUACCAAUGUGUGUGGCGACUGGGUCCUAUAAACGGCACUUUGAACUGAAAACGCAAAAUCAUGGUGAAAUUUUUGCUAUGAUGAAUCAUGUUGUCAUGGGUGAUGAUCCAGCCGUAAAGAAAGGCAAACCAUCUCCGGAUAUAUUUCUUGCUGCUGCAAACAGAUUUGAGGAUAAUGUGGACCCAAGAAAAAUUUUGGUUUUUGAAGAUGCACCAUCAGGAGUAGCUGCAGCUAAGAAUGCAGGGAUGUCCGUGGUUAUGGUCCCAGAUCCAAGGCUGGACGUUUCCUAUCACAAAGAAGCGGACCAGGUUCUCAGCUCCCUAUUGGACUUCAAGCCGAGCGAAUGGGGCCUACCACCUUUUGAAGAUGUGGUGAAUUGAAGCACGCAGACAGAUUUAAUGAGUUCUAGAUUUAUUUAAGGCCAUGAUUUAAGUUAAUUGAUAACAUGUUCAGUCAUUCUUAUUUUGCAAGAAUUGUUGAGUUUAUUCGAUCUUUGUUAGGCCAAAAUGCACCUAUGACAAUAUCGCCCCCUUCAAUUUAAUCUAAAGCCUUUCAUCAACGAUGUCUCUAAGAUGAAGCUGGCUUUCCAUCUUAUUGUAAACCUUAUAAAUCUUGAGUCAGACUUUUUCAUGA